Molecule: messenger RNA, 3051 nt
Organism: Thyridium curvatum
Lineage: Eukaryota; Fungi; Ascomycota; Sordariomycetes; Thyridiales; Thyridiaceae
Exons: 7
Coding region: 1-3051 (1016 amino acids)
Biological process (GO): protein import into nucleus
Cellular component (GO): cytoplasm; nuclear membrane
Source: RefSeq, a predicted model, not a curated record
AUGGAACAAACCCCCUUGCCGACCACCAUUCCUGAGGUGGAACAGCUCAUCUUGGCACUAUAUCAACCGCAAAAUACGCCAGCAGCUAUUGCCAACAUUCAAGAUGUUUUGCAGUGUCUGCAGAAAUCUCCACAGGGAUGGCAAGUUGCCAAACAGCUUCUCGACCAACCCUCCCGGGGCAACCAGGACGACCAGAUCAGAUUCUUUGGUGCCUUGACCAUUAUCAUCAAGCUCAACACCGAGAGGCAUGUCCCACACUCUAGCCUCACCGACGACGAUGCCCAGGAACUUCUACAGAGCCUUUUACAGUGGCUGAUCUCCGCCGCCACCGGAGGCUCGGGUGCCCUUGUUGUUCAGAAGCUUUGUCAUGCCCUGGUAUCUUUCUUCGUCCAGUUCUCCCACCUCUGGCCAAACUGUGUCCGCCAUGUGCUCGUCUGUCUCAACGAGAAGCGCAACGUUCCUCUUGAACUGGUCCCCCAGCCGUCAGAAGUUCCGCAGCUUGCCAGGGCACUGCCCUGGGAGUUGCUCCGUGCCAUACCAUCGUUCCUAGCUAAGCUCGUCGAAGAUGUUGGCAAGACUGAUAUGAACGCCAUCAAGCAUACGAGCACACAUCGCCGGCUCAUCGAAAAUGCCCAAGAUGCUACGGCGCUACUUAGUGUUUGUUUGGCACCUCCCCUAUCUAACCAAGACCAUGUAGAGGCAAUCAAGAAAGAGACUCUUGACUGUAUACAGUCUUGGAUAUUUUAUGCCCAACGUGUAUCCUCAAAUACCGAAGAGCUUGUCACUCCUUUGCGGACCCUUGUCGAGCCAACCAUCAAUUGUCUAGCAAACGAGUCAUCGUAUCAAGCCGCUGUCGAGCUUCUGACAGAAGUCCUGUCCAAUUACUCGAGAUUCUUCACCGAAGACCAAUAUGCGAUGCUUGCAUCCAUCUUUGAGAGCCAGUGGGCUCAACAACUAUACAACAGGCUGACAGCCGGAGACUACGAUGAUGUCGACGUCCAUCCGUUGAUGUUUGGCCUCUUCAUGAUUGCGUACGGCGACGCGAAGGUCUUGGAGCUCAUGCAAUCCCCAGACCAGCGUUCUCAGCAGUUUCUUUCAGGUCUCUGCGGCCUCUUGGGGACACGCGGAUAUCCAGUGGCGGAAGACAAGAUCUUUGUACCCGCGCUCGAAUUCUGGUCGACUUUCAUCGAGACCAUGACCGAUUCCCUAUAUUCCGACGAGGACGCGGCGAAAGUCUGGAGACACACAGCACUCGCCCAUGUCAUGCAAGUGGUUGGGGCCUGCUGGAAGAAAAUUCAGUAUCCGUCCAUGGACACGUUCUUGUCUUGGGACUCGUCUGAGAGGGCCGGCUUUGGUGAUGCGCGCAAAGACGUUGCUGAUCUUCUGCAGACCACAUACUCCAUCUCUGGCCAAGAUCUGAUCUCCCUCUUUGUCGACUUACUCCUUCAGUCGCUCCCUACUAAAUCUUGGGCAGAGAUUGAGGCGGCUGCGUUUUGUCUUUCUUCUCUGAGUGACUGCAUCUCUGACGAGGGCAACUGUGACGACCUCCUGAGCCGCGUGUUCUCAGCGCCCCUCUUUGACCUUCUGAGCCAGAACCAGGGCCCGAUCCCGGUAAAGCUGAGGCAGACAGCAUUAUCGCUGAUUGAGAGGUACUCUGAGUACUUUGAGAGGCGCUCAGAGUAUCUACCUGCUGCUCUGAGUCUCUUAUUCGAUGCUGUCGGGGUGGCGAAUCUUGCUGGGCCUUCGUCCAAGUCUAUCGCCACUCUUUGCUCAUCGUGCAGGUCGACCUUGACAAGUGAGGCUGGAGCUUUUCUGGGUCACUACCAAACUUUGCACACGAUGCAAAAUUUGGACCCCUUGGCUGAGGAGAGGAUUGUCGCUGCUAUUGCUUCUAUCAUACAGGCUAUUCCAGAAGAGACUCGAAGGCUCCAGGCUUUUGAGCAACUCUUCGGCUUGCUCAGGACUGAUAUCAACAGAUGUAUACAGCUUCUGCACAAGCCAGGCACGGCCAAUACUGAAGAGCCGUUGCUUCAGAAAGGCUUUACCCAGUGCCAGCCCAAAGAUGGCCAGGCACCGGGGGUAAACGAGGUGUUGCUGCAGAUAGUCCAUCUCUCGAUGCGAUGUUUGGCUAGUAUGGCCAAGGGAAUGCAGGCCACCUCUGACGGGCCUGUGGAUCUGGAAGCAGACUCUCCCGACAAGAAGGCAUCUCCAAGCCAGCAUCUCCUCCAUGUCCAGAGCCAGGUGAUGGCAUUGAUGGUGGAAGUGCAGUCGGCCUUUCCCAAGAGCGGCGAGGUCGUUGAUACAAUCUCCCGAGAUGGUUUCGGAGUUCUUCACACGGCAGAGAUUCGAGACACCAAGGAUAGGCGUUCUAGUCAGCACUGCGUGCUGUUUUGUGAGCGCCUUGAGCACCUAUCCCAAGGAGCAGGUGAAGCAGAAUCUGACUACUCUUCUCCCAUGGGUGGUCUCACUGCUCCAUUCGCUGCCAGAUCAGAACCGGAUGCAGAUACAGAAUUGGCCCAGAACGGCAUCGACUUUGUCUCUCGACUGAUGACCAAACACCCCGAGGUGCUGUUCCAGAUCCAGCCGACCUCGAUGCUCGAGUUCUUCUUCAUGUUCACCCUCAAGGUGCUGAACGGCCAUGAACCGUUGCCGAAAGCUUCUUCGGCCGACUUUUGGGUAAGAGCACCCUCCUCUUUUCUCAUUCAGCUCUAUUCCCAUUCAGAGAACUUGGUGACUAACAUCUCCUCUUCUCCCUCCCUCUCGCAGACGAGCUUCAUCACCCUCCGGUCCGCCGACGCCGGCCUCCAGUCGUCCAUCGACGGCGCCAUGGAGCACCUGGGCCCUUUGCUCGCGCAGGCCCUGGUGCAGAACAUCGGCGGCGGCGCCUCGCGCAGCGAGCUCGACCGCCUCAGCGACCCGCUUAAGAAGCUCGUCGUCUCGCACGUCCGGGCACAGUCGUGGCUCGAGCGCGCGCUCGCCGACCCGUCGUUCCCCAGCGACAAGGUGUCGGCGCAGGACAAGAGCGUCUUCCUCAAGCGGAUUGUCAAGUAA